AUGUACAUUGACGAGAACACACAACCACGACAUGCUCGCCCGGUGACAAUACGCCCCCAGACCGUCGAAAUGGAACAGACGGAAACCCUCACCACCAAGCAGCAGGUGGUGGACACAGUGCCCAAACGCAUCAAAUCGCUCCAGUUCGGCCUACUGAGUCCACCGGAUGUUGUCGCUCAGUCGGUUGUCGCAGUCAAGGAUCGCAAUCUAUACGACAUCUCAGACCGACCCGGAGCUGCGCGCACAAUCACGAACCACGGACCUCUCGACCCGCGACUCGGCACAUCCUCGAAGAACGGGACAUGCUCCACCUGCCAGCAGAGCCUGAAGGAGUGCAAUGGACACUUUGGGCAUGUGAAGCUGGCCCUUCCUUGCUUUCACUAUGGAUAUUUGAAGAGGAUCAUAGAGGCGCUGAACUGCGUUUGCAAGGACUGCAGUAAGGUCUUGCUGCCAGAAAAGGACAAGAGAGCGUACUUGAAGCAGUUGCGCCGGCCAGGACUGGACGGCUUGAGAAAGGAUGUCGUUAUCAAGAGGAUAUCGGGAGACUGCCGAAAGGUCAAGGUCUGUCCACACUGCCAAUCAUACAACGGACCGGUGAGGAAAGUGGCAGGACAUCCAAUCAAGAUGUUCCACAACAAAUAUGCCGUCUACACAAAUUCCAAUGCCAAGAGCAAGCAAAAGCCUCCGGACAUGCAGGCCUUUGAGAAGACAUUUGAAGAGGCCAGCAAGACAAUUCCCGACGUGGAGCGCCACAUGAAGCGUGCAGUGGACGAUCUCACACCACUCCGGGUGCUGAACAUCCUGAAGAAGGUUCAAAAUGUGGACGUCGAGCUGUUGGGUAUGGAUCCUCACAGUGGUGGCAGACCGGAGUAUAUGAUAUGGACACACAUCCCAGCACCACCUGUCGCGAUUCGGCCCUCUGUUGCGCAGGAAACUGCCAGCACCGAGGACGACAUCACGAACAAGCUGGGCGAUAUCAUCCAAAUCAACAACUUGAUGCUUGCGGCUCUGUCUGCUGGACAGCCGCUAGUCAAAGUCAUGGAGCUGUGGGAGUUCAUGCAAGUUCAGAUCGCCAUGUACAUUGACGGAAAUCUACCUGGCCUUGGCAGAGACAGUGCCUAUGGCAAGGCCAUGCGCGGGUUCUGUCAGCGUCUCAAGGGUAAACAAGGUCGCUUUCGUGGCAAUCUCUCGGGUAAACGUGUGGACUUCUCUGGGCGAACUGUGAUCUCUCCUGACCCCAACUUGGCCAUCGACGAGGUUGCAGUGCCGCAACGAGUGGCCGUGAAUAUGACCUAUCCGGAACGAGUAACGAAACACAACUUCACGAAGCUCAAGGAAUGCAUCAAGAGAGGCGACAAAGUGCAUCCUGGAGCCAACUACAUCAUUAAGGGUCGAGACAAGAGGAGGAUCGUGCUCAGAAUGGUCGGCCUGAAAGGGGACUUACAUAAAGUUGCCGAUCAGCUGGAGAUUGGUGACACGGUUGAGCGACAUCUUGAGGAUGGCGACAUCGUGCUAUUCAACAGACAACCCUCACUUCACAAACUGUCUAUCCUAUCACACAGAGCCAAGAUUCGACCAUGGAGAACAUUCCGCCUGAACGAGUGUGUGUGCAAUCCUUACAACGCGGAUUUUGACGGAGAUGAGAUGAACUUGCACGUACCACAGACUGAGGAAGCGCGGACUGAAGCCACAGAACUUAUGGGCGUCAAGCACAAUCUCGCGACGCCAAAGAACGGCACACCCAUCAUCGCCGCCAUUCAGGACUUCAUCACAGGUGCAUAUCUCAUCAGCCAAAAAGACCUGUUCUUCAGUCGGCGGCAGUUUACACAUGUUGUGAGCUUCAUGUACAACGCCGUGGAGGUCACAGAUCCCUGCACUGGCAAGAAGUACCCCAUCGAGAUUCCCCCACCUGCGAUAUGGAAGCCUCAGACACUAUGGACUGGUAAGCAGAUCUGGAACCUCCUCAUGAAACCACAUAGGGACUACCCUGUCAACGUCAAUCUCGAAGCCAAGCUCAAGCAGUUUGCGCCGCCCUCGAGACCUGGAGAUGCCAAUGACAUGGUCGAUUCUGACUCUUACCUGGUCAUCAGGAACAGCGAGACGAUGUGCGGCGCGUUCGACAAGGCAACGAUCGGUGAUGGUAAGAAGACCAGUGUCUUCUAUGUCAUCAUGCGAGAUUUUGGUCCAGAUUAUGCUGCCGCUGCCAUGACCAGACUCGCAAAGUUGUCGGCCCGAUGGCUUGGUGAGCGAGGUUUCUCUAUUGGUAUUAGUGAUGUCUACCCAAGUGACAAAUUGAACGCGAGGAAGCAGGAACUGAUCGACGCCGCCUACAAGGCUUGCGACGAAGUCAUCGACAAGUUCAAGAAGGGUAAACUCGAGCGAAGUCCUGGCUGUGACGAGGAACAGACCAUGGAAAUAACACUUUCUGGUAUUCUGAGCAAAGUUCGAGCACAGUGUGCCGAUGCCUGUUUCGCGGAACUCAGCAAGUUCAACGCCCCUAUGACCAUGGCCAAGUGUGGUUCGAAGGGUUCCAACAUCAACGUCUCUCAGAUGGUGGCAUCUGUAGGACAACAAAUUAUCGGAGGACAGCGUGUGCUAGAAGGGUUCCAAGAUCGCACUUUGCCUCACUUUGCGAAGGCCAGUCGAGAUCCACUGGCCAAGGGCUUCGUUGCAGACAGUUUCUUCAGUGGCCUAACCCCUACAGAAUUCAUCUUCCACGCCAUGUCUGGAAGAGAAGGUCUGGUCGAUACCGCUGUCAAGACUGCCGAGACUGGUUACAUGUCUCGUCGGUUGAUGAAGAGUCUGGAAGAUCUGAGCGCGCAGUACGAUCUGACUGUACGCAAUUCAUCUUCAGGUGUCGUGCAGAUGAAGUUUGGAGACGACGGCCUUGAUCCAGUGGACAUGGAGGGCAGCGCAAAGCCCGUCAAUUUCGAGCGUACCUGGAUGCACGCGAUCACCAGCACUUGGGACAAUAGCGAGCCCACGCUAACUCUGGCGAAAAUCCUGAGCCAUGCGAACAAGACCCUCGACGCUGAGCGAAUCAAGCUGAAUCGCAUAAGCGAGGACGGCAAAAAGCUGGAGUACACCUAUGACUGGAACGAGGACAAGAAUCUGAAGCUAGUCGAUCAGUCCGAGUACAGUAGGACGUUCCUCGACGACAUCACCAAAUUCAUCAACGACCAGGGUAAAAAGAUGACUGAAAAUCAAGCCAAGCUUGAGGGCAGCCAGGAUGUAUUCAAAAUAUCGCAAUCUGCCCUUGAUCGCUUCCUGCAACUCUGUUUGAGGAAGUACGAGAAAUCCAAGACGGAGGCUGGCCACGCUGUCGGUGCCGUUGGCGCACACUCCAUCGGUGAGCCCGGUACUCAGAUGACUUUGAAGACUUUCCAUUUUGCUGGUGUCGCUGGUAUGUCGAUUACACAGGGUGUCCCCCGUAUCAAGGAAAUCAUCAACGCAAGCAAAGUCAUUAGUACGCCAGUCAUCAACUGCGCCCUGGACUCUAAAUAUGUCGACAUGGCAGGUCGCUUUGUCAAGGCACUCAUCGAGAAGACUUACCUGGGUGACAUAGUCGACUACGUCGAAGACGUGUGGCACAAUAGAGGCUGCUACAUCAACAUGCGCGUCAACUGGGACCAGAUCGAGAACCUCGGUCUCCGCAUCUCUAUGUGGCAACUCGUGGACGCCAUUGACCGUACGAAGGGAUUUAAAGCCAUGGGCGCUUCAGCACAGGCGGUCGGUCACCAUCACAUCCGCGUCCACAUCAACCCUCCCGAUGGUGGUGGAUCUAGAGCCGCACGCCGCCUUGUCGGCAAAGGCAAGCUGGAUGCCGGCGAUGGUUCAGAAGUCAUGUUCAUGCAACUCCACUCUUUGAAGCGACGUCUGCCAGCUGUUGUUGUCAAAGGAUACCCCGACGCCGCACGUGCCAUCAUCAAGAAAGAUGAUAAGAAGGAUCACACAGGGAAGGAGCCAAUUUCCGUCCUCGUCGAAGGCUACGGUCUGAAAGCGUGCAUGACUACUGAAGGUGUCAACGGAUACCUCACCAAGUCGAACAACGUCAUGGAGAUGCGCGACGUCCUUGGCAUCGAAGCCGCUCGUAAGACGAUCAUCGACGAAAUCUCCUCAGUCAUGGGAGGUAUGGACAUUGAUCCUCGACACAUGCAGCUUCUCGCCGAUGUGAUGACAUACAAGGGUGAGGUCCUCGGAAUCACACGUUUCGGUCUGGCCAAGAUGCGCGACUCCGUCCUCCAACUGGCAUCCUUCGAAAAGACACCAGAUCACCUCUUCGAGGCCGCUGCUAAGAUGAAGAAAGACGACAUCGAAGGUGUCUCCGAGUGCAUCAUCAUGGGCCAGAGCAUGGGAGUCGGUACCGGCGCUAUGAAAGUCGUUCGCCCGCUCAACAUCGAUGGCGUGGAGAAUAACGUCGAUCUGAAGGACUUCAAGGUGGUCUCGAAGGCUGAGAUUGCCACGAGGAAGGAUCGACUGAAGCAGAGACGCAGCGAUUUCUUGAUGAGUAUGACUAAUGGGCACGCGAUGGAGGUUGAUGUUGCGGCUUAG
Fulvia fulva is the source of this 4551-nucleotide messenger RNA. Its product is annotated as DNA-directed RNA polymerase III subunit RPC1. Gene Ontology annotation, biological process: DNA-templated transcription. Lineage: Eukaryota; Fungi; Ascomycota; Dothideomycetes; Mycosphaerellales; Mycosphaerellaceae. The record is from RefSeq and is a predicted model, not a curated record. The transcript has a single exon. Gene Ontology annotation, molecular function: DNA-directed RNA polymerase activity; DNA binding. Bases 1 to 4551 code for a protein of 1516 amino acids.